Aspergillus terreus NIH2624 is the source of this 1299-nucleotide messenger RNA. RefSeq names its product cystathionine beta-lyase STR3. The coding region runs from base 1 to 1299 and encodes 432 amino acids. Gene Ontology annotation, biological process: transsulfuration; 'de novo' L-methionine biosynthetic process. The record is from RefSeq and is a predicted model, not a curated record. Gene Ontology annotation, cellular component: cytoplasm. Lineage: Eukaryota; Fungi; Ascomycota; Eurotiomycetes; Eurotiales; Aspergillaceae. Gene Ontology annotation, molecular function: pyridoxal phosphate binding. The transcript is spliced from 2 exons.
AUGUCGGCCUCAGGAUCUGGUGCCUCCGCCGCGUCCGACGCGGUGAAGAAGGGAUUCCCUCAUGUGGACCUCGAAGGUCAUAACCUUCCUCCCUCUCCGGCACCGUCUAGCCCGCGGACGGGGAAGCGAUAUGCCAUUGCCACCGAGCUGGUCUACACCGAGGCCAAUGACCAGUACAAUGCCAGCAGUGUUCCCAUCUACCAGAGCGCUACCUUUAAGCAGUCGUCGGGCGGUGGAGGCGGAGAAUACGACUACACUCGUUCCGGUAACCCUACGCGGACGCACCUGGAGAGACAUCUGGCCAAAGUGAUGUCCGCUCAGCGCGCCCUGGUCGUUUCCUCCGGUAUGGCCGCACUGGAUGUGAUCACUCGCCUUCUUCGUCCCGGUGACGAAGUGGUGACCGGCGACGAUCUCUACGGCGGCACCAACCGUCUCCUCAAGUACCUGUCCACCAACGGCGGCAUCAUCGUACACCACGUCGACACGACGGACCCGGCCAAGGUCCGCGAGGUUCUGAGCCCGAAGACUACCAUGGUCCUGCUGGAGACCCCGACCAACCCUCUCAUCAAGAUCGUCGAUAUCCCGCAGAUCGCCGCCGCCGCCCACGAAGUCAACCCCGCGUGUCUAGUGGCGGUCGACAACACCAUGAUGUCCCCGCUCCUGCUCAGCCCCUUGGAAUUGGGCGCCGACAUCGUGUACGAGAGUGGAACUAAGUACCUCUCCGGUCACCACGACCUCAUGGCUGGUGUGAUCGCGGUCAAUGACCUCGCCCUGGGGGAGAAGCUUUACUUCCCCAUCAACGCAUCAGGAUGCGGCCUCUCCCCCUUCGAUUCGUGGCUGUUGAUGCGUGGCGUGAAGACCCUCAAGGUGCGCAUGGACCAGCAGCAGACGAACGCGCAGCGCAUCGCUGAGUUCCUCGAGUCGCUGGGCUUCAAGGUGCGCUAUCCCGGCCUGCGGUCGCACCCGCAGUACGACCUGCACCACUCGAUGGCGCGCGGUGCCGGCGCCGUGCUCUCGUUUGAGACGGGUGAUGUGGGCAUCAGCGAGCGGAUCGUGGAGAGCGCGAAGCUCUGGGCCAUUAGUGUGAGCUUUGGCUGUGUGAACAGUCUGAUCAGUAUGCCGUGUCGUAUGAGUCACGCCAGCAUCGAUGCGAAGACGCGCGCUGAGCGCGCGUUGCCGGAGGACUUGAUCCGGUUGUGUGUUGGCAUUGAAGAUGCGGACGACUUGAUUGAUGAUUUGCGACGGGCGGUAAGUUUCCUUUUACUUCUUGUUAUAUGGAGAUGCGCUAAUUGUAUCUAG